UUCCGGCGCGGCGAUGGCGGCCGGCGCGGCGGAGGCCGAGGAGGAGCUGGCGCACGCCGAGGUGCUGGAGCUCUUCCAGGCGGCGCUGGCGCGGCUGGUGCAGGACCCGCUGCUCUGCGACCUCCCGCCGCAGGUGACGGCGGAGGAGAUCGGCUCGCAGGUGGCGCUAGAGUAUGGGCAGGCCAUGACGGUGCGGGUCGUCAAGGCGGACGGCGAGACCAUGCCCGUGGUGGUGGUGCAGAACGCCUCGGUGCUGGAGCUGAAGAAGGCCCUGCGGCGGCACGUCCAGCUGCGGCAGGCACGGCAGGGCGGCGUCCAGCACCUCAGCUGGAAGUACAUAUGGAGGACGUACCACCUAACCUAUGCCGGAGAGAAGUUGGCAGAUGACAAGAAGAAGUUGAGAGAGUACGGCAUCAGAAACCGGGAUGAGGUCAGCUUCAUAAAGAAGCUUCGAAAGUAACCUGUCAGAGAGAGCAGAGAAUCCAGCUCUACCAGGACCAGACUGUGGAUUCAUCACUUUCCUGGAGGAAAAGGUUGUAACAUUUCGAAGAGAAACAAACUCCAGUUGAACGGACAUUCUUACUUGUUUUUUGCAGUUGCUAUUUGAAAUGCCGGCCUCUGAGCUGUUUGUGGAAUUCACUUGCAGUGAUUAAAGAGACACUCUAGUUCA
Molecule: messenger RNA, 670 nt
Organism: Chroicocephalus ridibundus (black-headed gull)
Lineage: Eukaryota; Metazoa; Chordata; Aves; Charadriiformes; Laridae
Gene: SNRNP25
Product: small nuclear ribonucleoprotein U11/U12 subunit 25
Exons: 6
Coding region: 14-460 (148 amino acids)
Biological process (GO): mRNA splicing, via spliceosome
Cellular component (GO): U12-type spliceosomal complex
Molecular function (GO): protein binding
Source: RefSeq, a predicted model, not a curated record